Molecule: messenger RNA, 4332 nt
Organism: Symbiodinium sp. CCMP2592
Lineage: Eukaryota; Dinophyceae; Suessiales; Symbiodiniaceae
Source: the annotation of a GenBank genome assembly
AUGGUGCUCGUCGGAGGCACCGGCCCUUGCCUCCUUGACUUCACGGAGGCAACGGGUCGCAAUGGCUGGACCCUCACUGCCGGAGCGAGCUGGACCGCCGACUUCGGAGCGGAUGCCUUGGUCGCCAGCGGCGCGCUUCUCCAGGACUUCCCGCGGCAGUGUGGUGCGCUAGAGGCGGCGUCAACGGCUUUCCAGUCGAGCGAUGCCCUGGAACUGCCAUCGGCCUUUCCUGCAGCCAGCCUCCCAGCUGUGCGCGAUGAUGUGACAACGCCUUUCACCGUGGCACUGUGCUACUGUGGCUCUGUGGGGUCAUGCUCUGAGAGAGAAGAUUUCGUUCAAGCUUUCGGGCGCCUGUACAUGUGGGUCAUUCACCUUUGCGAUCGCGACGAUUCAACCUGUGAUACCUCCUACUUGCGCGUGGUGCCACAGCAGCGGUUCGUGACAAAGAUCUUUUGCCCACCCGGGGGCGCCUGCUUGAGCGGGACCUUGAAUCGGAUCAAGUUCUUGGAGGCCGGAGAUGCUCCGCCGCGGCCGACCUGGCGCACCGACAACCUUUGCCAGCAGCAGCCGCGGGAGCCCUCUUCUGUCGCGUGGCCAUCUGCAGGGGACAGCCUCUCGCUGGACGGCGGCUUCCGAGUUGAUUACAAGGUGUGGUCGACCUUCCGUGUAAAGCUCGUGGCGCCUCCGAAGACCACGUUCGUCGUCUGCUACUGCAACGAGGGCUGCGAGUCUGCGGAGAGCUGGCUUCAGGUGGGCAGCGUGCAAACGGUCCUGGCUUAUGCAUUGGCGGCCCGGACGCUUGGUGUGUCACCUUUCUCCGUGCCAACGGAAACCAUCCGGUAUGUGAACAAGCCAGGUAGCUUCACGCUCUUCAGCGGCAUCAAAUCUAGUGCCACCCCACUCAGCUUCGACGGAAACCGAUUUCAAGGUGAUGCCCUCCUGAAGUUGCUUUCCUUGGACAAUGAGGUGGGAGCUGCAGGAGCGACACUGGUGGACACCUACGGUGUCAGGACCAAGGGCCAAGCCGAGCUCCAAAGCGCCUUGGAUGGCGAGUGCGGCACGCGGGACUUUCCUCAGACCUUGGUGGAAGGUCUGCAAAGCGCAGAGGAUGCCGUCGCUCAUCGUGCUAGCGCCACCGACCUCAGCAGCCACUUCGCCUUCGCAGGCGCGAACCAGGACUUGACGCUACGGCCAAUGAAGGCGGGUACUCUUGUCGCCUGCUACUGCGGUGCGAUCUCCGUGCAGGGCACCUGCGGCGCCACGUGGUUAUUUGCAGGGCUUCUGCAGAUUGCCGGCCCCGCGGGUGGACAGGCUUGGGUGUUUCCGACCAGACUUCUCGUCGGCCUGCACGACAUUACAGGCUGGGGCUUCAAGGUCACAGACAACCUUCGCCUGGUCACAUCAAGUGCGCUUUGCGAUGGGAGCGACGUGCCCGGAAGUGCGUGGAAUCCAGAAGGUACCACUGCCAUCAAGGUCGGAUGCCCCUAUGGCAUCAAUUCCUCCAAGGUCUGUGAGCCGUCAUCGGUGAACGAGAUGUUGCCCGUGCAGCUUUCUGACAACCUCCGGACUGGAGUCAGCAUCGUGCACUGGUUGAUCGAGGGGCCGCACAGCAGCGUGCUGACGUUUUCCAGCCCGGUGACGGGCCUCCUGCGAGACGGCGAUGCAAUCUACAUCGAGCCGAACAGCAUUCUCGUCGACGGCCGAGGUCUCGCUGCCAUGACGGAUACGGAAAAAUUCAAUGCUAUGGCUCUGACAGGGAUGGGCCAGUUCCAGGAUGAUGGCACGAACUUUCUGCGGCACUGGCAUUACGUCCAGCUGCUGACCGCUAAUGAAAAUGGCCUGUCAGCAACAUCGAAGGUACGAAUACCUGUGGGGUGGCCGGAGGAUGUGGAGAGGCCAGUCAUCGAGCUGGCCAGCAAUCAGCUGCAGUGGUAUCGAAGCAACGUGAUGAGCUCGCAGGAGGAGUUCAGAGCAAACGGCGUUGUGGCGGACUUGAAGGUGUGCUGGGCACCAAACGAAAACGGGCUCUCGUUCUUCUACGGCGAUGCGGGAAGGGCCACUUUCGCUGAGCCGCCCGAGCUCCUAGGUGCACGGCUUGCUCUGACGACCCGCCUUUCAGGAGCAUCAGGGCAGGUGCUGAUAUCGUUCUCGCCAACGAGAGCGGUGGCCGAGUACCGGCGCUCCGUCGGGCGCAUGCUGCUGGUGAUCCGCUUUUUGGACACAGGCAAGUUGCGGCUGGCCACCACUGCUGCGCAAGGCAGGUCCCAGGCCGCCUGCGGCCUGCUCUUCCGAGAGCUUUGGUCAGAUGCAUUGGGCAGCUUUCCCGUGCCACGAGGAUGCUGGCUUGAGGAUGUGGGUGCCAAUGGGGAGACCGGUCAGCAAGAGCUCUCCAUCUUAUUCGAGCGCUUCUCUGGGCUGCGAAACCGAUGCGGCACCAGCUCUUGCACCUACCAGUUGGUGCUGGACGCAGUGGCGGUGAACCUGAUCCCACUGGAAGAGGUCUUGGACCUGGAUGUAGCUUGCUUCUAUGCUGAUGGAGGCUGUGCGAAGCGCUACCAGGUUUACGAGCGAGCAAGUGUGGAGCUGCGCGAGGGAGGCACCGAAGCGGCUCCGAGCGCCAGCUCGGGGCUCGAUCUUGAGCUCCAGAACGCAGACAGUGAGAGGGUACAGCACCUCGUCGCUGGGGCGGUAAAUCUGACACUGAGCCUCUCGGCAUCAAACCUUCCUGGCAUCGAGCAGGGCAGCUACCUCCGUUUGUAUCUCCUGCCCAUCACACAGUGGAGUUUGCCCAUCGGCGCAUGCAGCUCCUCUUGUGCCGCUUCUCCGGGCUAUGACUGUGGGAUCCCGGACUGCUUGGUCGAGCAACUGCUUCCCAUGGUCUUCCGGAGCUACCUGGAGCGCUACGUGGUCCUGCGGGUGCAGCUGCCCGCGACUAUGGACACUGCCGUAGGCAACAUCGUGCACACGCUGUCCAUCUUGAGCUUGCCGAAUCCGACCACCGAUCUCUUUCCGAUGCAGCUCCCAGCUCAGCUUAGCAACAGUGAGGAUGCGGAGCCGCAGUACCUUCCAAACGUUGGCUAUCUCUCCUACCUCUCAGAAGGAAGCCCAUCGUCCCUGGCGCGGAUACUGCAAACUGGGCGAGAGGGCUCGGGACCUCGACCGUUCGUCGGCCAGCGGAACAUGCUCUACGUUCAGAUAGGCUUCGGUGCGACUACUGGAGGAGUCACCACGCUCGAGCUGCAUCCUCCUGCUGGGUUGGCAUGUCAAGUCCUCGACGGGGGCCACGUGCCUCAUGAGUUGGACAACAGUACAGUGCUGGUGAGUGAACUGCCGCUGGCUGGGGGCGAGAUGGCUCCCUUUGACGAUGACGUGCAGACCCUAUUUCUGCUGGACCGGAACCUGGACGGCUUCCCCGACUUCGUUCGAGGAGAGUUGGGCGCUUCCGGGGAGGGCUCUUGGCUGACGUCUAUGGGAAUGACACACUGCCUCUACACGUUUGCAGCUGGCCAAAAGAUGCAUGCCGGGCAGCGCGUCUUCUUCACCCUGCAGACACUGAACCCACUGGAGCCCAUGACGCAGCUCUCUGCCUCUAAUCAGUGGAAAGUGCGGCUAUCAAGCGCCGGCGAGCAGCUGUCGAGCACUACAUAUGCCCUCGCCUGGAACUUCAGUGCGUCAGCGGAUCCCAUGGAGUCAGACCUUUGGGUUUCGAAUGUUGCUGUUUUGGAGAAGCUGUCUGCGACAAUGCAACCAACCGUCUUCACGGUCAGCAGCCAGAACAUCCUGAACGUCUUCAUAUCCUUGGUCCAAGACCUGGGCCCCAGCGGCACCAUCGUGAUAGAUGCGCCUGUGGGCUUCGACUUUACGGGCUGCGUCCCCAGUCAUCUGAACGACCUGAUCUACAGCACUGAAGGUUUGGGAGGCCAACCGGGGGGGGGGGGGGCUGAUCUGGGGGGGACGGGAAAAGAGUGGCUAGCUGCUGGUCUCUGGCGGAAAUACUCUGGCUUUACCAGCCUGGAAAUGACGACGACUAGUAGUAGUAGUAGUAGUAGUAGUAGUAGUAGUAGCAGUAGUGUAGCAGUAGCAGUAGCAGUAGCAGUAGUAGCAGUAGCAGUAGCAGUAGCAGUAGUAGUAGUAGUAGUAGUAGUAGUAGUAGUAGUAGUAGUAGUAGUAGUAGUAGUAGUAGUAGUAGUAGUAGUAGUAGUAGUAGUAGUAGUAGUAGUAGUAGUAGUAGUAGUAGUAGUAGUAGUAGUAGUAGUAGUAGUAGUAGUAGUAGUAGUAGUAGUAGUAGUAGUAGUAGUAGUAGUAGUAGUAGUAGUAGUAGUAGUAGUGUAG